AUGUCCUCAGACAGAGAAGGAUCAGAGUCAGACUCCACUUCAGCUCACAGUGUUACUAUGCCGUCGCGGCAAAGUCCUCUGUAUGAAAACUACAGCGUCUAUUCUCCCCGCGGUGCCUUAAUGUUUCGUUGUUCACGGAAGAAAGUAGAAUGGUACCUCAAUCGAAAGCUUGCGAUAUCCUUGAAUGAAUCACGCACAGUCAUACAGUUGACGUUUGAGCCCAAAGGAAACGGGAGAGUCGGCGAAGGGGAGGAAUAUUAUCUAGAAGACCGAGAAAACAUUUGCGUCGGAUGUGGAGGGCAAGUGCGGUUGACGUCGCAUCAUAUUGUACCUUUUCAAUAUAGAAAGUUCAUGCCACUUGAAAUAAAAUCGCAUGCUUCGCACGAUAUUGUCCUUCUCUGCAACCGCUGCCAUGAUGCAUACGAAAGCAAGGCUCUGAGUGUAAAGAAGGAAUAUGCAAAGAAAUACGAUAUCCCACUCGAAGGACGUGGAUACAUCCCUCAUCCACAACACCGGCGGUUGCACGCAGCUGCCAAAGCACUUUUACUCAAAGAUAACAAAAUACCCGCAUGGAGAUUGAAAGAAUUGGAAAGCCAGAUUCGUGAAUUCUUUGGGGUCGACGGGAGUAUUGAUGAUGAGGUUCUCAAACAAGCGCUGGGGCUCCCUUUACUGAGCAGAUCGGAUGACUUUGAAGAGCAUGGGGAGGUUGUUGUCCGAAAAAUGUCCGAAAACGAGCUGGAAGAGUUUAUACGGAUGUGGAGGAAACAUUUUGUGGAACACGUCAAGCCCCAAUCUUUGAGUGCAAUGUGGCGAGUAGAAGAUCCCGUAAGAAAUCGAGCAUCUGCGACGGUAACGUUAGUGUCGACAAUGACGUAG
Messenger RNA from Spizellomyces punctatus DAOM BR117, 876 nucleotides. RefSeq lists its product as uncharacterized. The record is from RefSeq and is a predicted model, not a curated record. The transcript is spliced from 4 exons. NCBI's taxonomy places the organism in Eukaryota, Fungi, Chytridiomycota, Chytridiomycetes, Spizellomycetales, Spizellomycetaceae. The coding region runs from base 1 to 876 and encodes 291 amino acids.